AUGCUUUUAGAUGGUAUUACCGGGUAUGAAGGACUCAAUGAAUUCGUUGCAAAAGUCUUGAAUAAGACACCAAAUCUUCGAUCUUUCCGAUGGUCUGAUCAGAGUUUGCCAGGUAGCAGCCUCCAAAGUCUCACUUUGCAAGAACGGGGUAAUAUGGAAAAGUUGGGAAAAUAUCCAAAGCUUAAACAUCUAUGGAUUGAGUUCUCUACUGAUCUUGCCGAGAAAAAAUAUGCCAAAGCCAAUCGCUGGUGUUCCUUGGAGGGUUUUUGCAACUUGACAUCCCUUGAUCUUCACAACCUUUAUGGUAAUAAUUCUCACAUAACAGAUGAACUUGCCCAAUGCCUAGUCAACUGUCCGAACCUAAAACCCUUAGGGUUAAGCCUAGGGUCUCAUUUUGAUUGGAAAACGUUUGGUGGUCCGGUCGUCAAAGAUGAAACCGACAAUUUUCUGGAACAACCGUGCUCGCUCUACGCAGGUCGUUACGAUAGCCGCCCCUUAGAUCUCCAUAAACUACGCUUAGGAUUUGGAGCAUCUCCUUAUGCAUCCAAGAUGAAAGAUAAUCAAAAUUAUCUCGAAAACCUUGUCUGCUUAAAAGGAUUGCUAUCCCUGGAGUUUUACAAUGGUUUCUGGGUUGAACACCCUAAAGGUGUGCCAAAAGAUGUCUUACCUAUUGAUUUUCAGCUUUUGGAAGGAAAACGAUUCUCGAUUCGGGCAAUGUCAACUGCGAGUUAUUCCCAUCUCUCGGAUGAGAUAUCUUUUAAAUUAGAUCUUCCAAAUCUUUCAACACUGGUCACUCACACAUCAUACAAUCAAGCACCUAGACCCGUGAACGAAGAUGGAGAUGUUCCUCCUUUGGAUCCUUCUUCCGUGCUACACUACGCUCUUUCGAAGUAUACCAUUCUGGAUAAUCUUCUGAACAAGGGUUCACAGCUUACUAAACUUACGUUGUGUAUUCAUAACGGGACUCAAUGGUCAUCCCUCGUUGUCCUUCAGGGAUGCGACAAAUAA
Molecule: messenger RNA, 1008 nt
Organism: Sclerotinia sclerotiorum 1980 UF-70
Lineage: Eukaryota; Fungi; Ascomycota; Leotiomycetes; Helotiales; Sclerotiniaceae
Exons: 4
Coding region: 1-1008 (335 amino acids)
Source: RefSeq, a predicted model, not a curated record